UUGUCGUUGGCUUCAGUUGUGUCCAGGACUGUCGCGUGUGAUUCGUUUGGUGUGUGUUUGUGUCUGGCGUUUAACUCGUGCCGUAGCGUGGCGUAUGCUCAAUUUAAUCAGUGAUUAAGAUGCCGCUAAUCGAAUGAGCUAAGUGAAUGCCUUGCGCCGAGUCAUCCCACAAAUAUUAAGUGGCGCAUGAAUAUACAUAUAUGUACAUAACUGGCUGAUUGCACAUAGUUCGCGGGCGAACAUCGGUGAGGGUGAACGGUAGUCGGUAGUCAGCAGUCAGCAGUCAGCAGACGGGUGAAGGAUAAAGUGUGACGUGAGCUUGGGCAAUCUGAAUUUUUUUGCCGCGCAUAUUCAGUCAUGUGAAUUUCAACAAUAACAACAGAUCCCACAGUCUCCCCAUCAGAUUAUUGCGAGUUUGUGUGCGAGUGUGUCUGUGUGAAUAUGCGUGUGUACGCGCGUGUGCCAGCGUGUGUAAUCCAAGAAAAUCUGUCACGUGCUUUGGAUAUCUCUUUGUUCUACUACACACGCAGCGAAUUUAUUGAAAAUAAAAGAUAAAUGUGCCUGACCCACAACACAAAUAAGAGAAGUUCGCACCAAAAACCAAUACGAAGACAACAACAGUAACAACAGCAGCAACAUCGAAACCAACGGAUAAAAUCAAACCCGAAACUUACUGCAUACAACUGACAGAUGUUGGCGUUGUUGUUUUAACUGCUGAGUGGCUCAGGGAAAACACAACUCAAGUGAAUCGAGGAAAGUACAAGAGAACGGGCCAAGGGACUGGACCAGAGACUAGAAGCAUGGCAAAUAGCCAAAGGUUGUUUAUGACGAAACAAGAGGAAAGCUCAUAAAAAUACAUGAAGAGCUAAGCAAAACAAACAAGCAAAUGCAUCAUCUACUCAAACUUAAAUAACUCGAUAGAUAGUUAAAUCAAACGAUUGAAUAUGCAAAAAUCCAGUGUGAAAACAUUUCGCGAUCAAAUUGGCAAUAAAAACCAAAACCGUCCCACAUAAAUCGUCGAUUAUUGCAACACAGAAGAACUCCAUAUAUUUUAUUUGCCCCGAAAAGUUGUUAUCUAAAGAAGCAACGGAUAGUAAAAUUGCAAACGCUUGCAGAAAUCGAGAUUAAAAACAAACCAAAUAUAUCGCACCUCGCAUUUAUAGCGUUGCGUUGCGUAUACGUCACAUGUGCCCCAGUGACAUCACGUAAAGGCGUCGUUCACUUUCAGCAAAGAAAACAAAGAAGGGAGAAAAACACAAUAUUAGGGUGGUGUUAAAUGCGUUUACAUAUCUGCGACGCGGCAGCUGCCGCUCCCCCUGGUGGUGCAUCGAGAUACCAGUGAAAGUGCUGAGUCUCGCAUUAUUUCUGCGUAGGUGAACAUUUAUCGCUCUGAGGAAGCGCAGCAUGCGCUUGUGGAAAAAUCGAUCAAAAAUGCGAAUAGACAGAACAGCGAAGGUGCACACCGCACCGCACUACCGGCCACAAUUGGCACAGUUACUUAUCGGCGGCAUUCUCUACAUGACAAUUGCAUCACAUCCACAGACGACAGCAGCCACAGCAGUCACAGCCGCCGCCAAUUUCGAUGAGAGCGGCAUGGAUUCAUCAUCCUCAUCCUCCUCGGCUUCGGCUUCGGCUUCAGCUUCAGCUUCGGCGACAUCAUCAGUGGCGUCGUCAGCGGCCGCAGCAGCAUUUGCGGCGGCUCAGAGCUCGUCUCUAAUGCCCGAGGUCGGCGCCCUGCUGGCGAGUGGUGUGCUGGUGGAGCCCUAUCUGGAUGGCUAUGCCACAUCGAAUGUAACCACACAGAUCGGUACACAUGCUUAUCUGCCUUGUCGGGUUAAGCAGCUUGGCAACAAGUCCGUGUCCUGGAUUCGACUUCGUGACGGACACAUACUCACAGUUGACAGGGCUGUCUUCAUUGCGGAUCAGCGUUUCCUCGCACUCAAGCAGCCAGACAAGUACUGGACACUUCAGAUUAAAUAUGUGCAGGCGCGAGAUGCUGGCACCUACGAGUGUCAGGUCUCCACGGAGCCCAAAGUGAGCGCGCGUGUCCAGCUGCAAGUUGUUGUUCCUCGAACCGAAAUUCUGGGUGAGCCCGAUCGCUAUGUCAAGGCUGGCAGCAAUGUCGUCCUACGAUGCAUUGUGCGUGGUGCCUUAGAGCCUCCGACGUUCAUCAUGUGGUACCAUGGCGCCGAGCAGUUGGCCGCCGAUUCGCGUCGCCAUCGCACACAAUUGGAUCCGAAUUUGCCAGAGGCGAGCGGCGAGGGACAGAGCACGAUCGGCUCAUUAAUCAUUGAGUCAGCCAAGAAGCGUGAUACUGGCAAUUACACUUGUAGCCCCUCAAACAGUCCCAGUGCAACUGUGACGCUCAACAUAAUAAAUGGGGAGUCCUCCGCCUCGGCGGUUACGUCAUCGGCUCCUGUAACUCGGGCGUAUACUUUAUGUGUCCUGGGAUUGCUGCUGAGUGUCAUUGUCAUCAGUGUCGGACACAGGACAUGACAUGUUGAGGCUGGGCAGAAAGAAAAGCUGAUUUAAUGGAAUGGAUGUGAAUGGAAGCAGAGCCAUUGGUUAAAGUAAAUAAAAUACUCGGCCAACAAGAUUAAUAGAUGCAUUGAAAAAGACACAAAAAACACAAGCAAAUUGAUAAGAUUAAUUUAAACAAAAAAUAUAUAUUUAAUUAAUAUGCCAUACGAAGUAUAAUCGAAUACAUGUUGUAUGUUAUGUGUAAGCUAGUUGGUUUUGUCUACUAGCUAAAUUACUUAAUAAGUAAAUACAAGAAAAUUCGGAGCAACUGAGAUUAAAAUGCAACAUUUUCUCCACAACUUCGGAAUUUUAAGCAACUCAUGAAAUUGCCAGUUCUGCGAGCUCUAAGCAACUAGUUGUUCAACUUUUGGACAUAAGCAGUCAACGUGUUCAAGUGUCCAAGAAUUCACAUUUAUCUGACUUUGCAUUUUGUUGCAGUUCUGUGGGAAAUGGAAAGUCCGAGUGGGAGUCCUCGUAUGUUUACAUAAAUACAUAACCGUAAAUAUUUAUGCAGCAUGAAAUGAAAUUGCAUCAAUAUUCUUAUCAACCUGUGCAUAGUCGUUCUAGUUGUGUAACAAACUGAAUCACAAAUGAAUUUUGGAAUUGCAAUAGAACGCAAGCAAUUGGUCAACUGAAACAAAUUGGAAUUUCUAGAUACCAAACUGAACAUUUAUGGUCGGAGUUCACACUCGCUAUGCUGCAUUAAUUAAACAAAAAUAUUUCAUUUAUUUAUGCCUGUUUAUCUUCGGUAUUUCAUUUAUGUCUGUUUCCAUUUUAUCCGGGCUUUACAUUUAUUAUACCCCGUGAAUUCUAGGGAAAUAUUUCAAUCAUUUUUUGCUUUCUGAUUAGUUAUGUUUCUAACAUUUCUUAAAAUAUGCAAUCGAUCAAAUAAUUUUGAUGAUUAGAAUUCUUUUCAAUUUGAAAUAUCUUUCGUCUAUGACCUGUGAAUAUUAUUACAACUUCUAUCUACAUUAAUUACUAAAUUCUAAAGUAAAUAUUUUUAAAUUAAUCAAUUUUCAUUUGCUAAUUUGAAAACAUAU
Drosophila sulfurigaster albostrigata is the source of this 3560-nucleotide messenger RNA. RefSeq names its product hemicentin-2 (gene dpr11). Gene Ontology annotation, cellular component: neuron projection membrane. Bases 1405 to 2496 code for a protein of 363 amino acids. Gene Ontology annotation, biological process: synapse organization. NCBI's taxonomy places the organism in Eukaryota, Metazoa, Arthropoda, Insecta, Diptera, Drosophilidae. The record is from RefSeq and is a predicted model, not a curated record. The transcript has 8 exons.